Aspergillus vadensis CBS 113365 is the source of this 1446-nucleotide messenger RNA. Its product is annotated as esterase. Bases 1 to 1446 code for a protein of 481 amino acids. NCBI's taxonomy places the organism in Eukaryota, Fungi, Ascomycota, Eurotiomycetes, Eurotiales, Aspergillaceae. The transcript is spliced from 5 exons. The record is from RefSeq and is a predicted model, not a curated record.
AUGCCCUCUGUGGCGUUGGACUAUUGCACGGUGGUAGCUGCUGUGGGAAAUGACAGUGUAGGCUUAUACCGCUAUCAGAACAUUCGCUUUGCUGCCCCCGUCACCAGCGAUCUGCGAUUUGCAAAGCCAGAAUGGCCACCCGUUGAGACCGAAACCAACUACGGCAACAUCGUCUCCGAGUCGAUUGACUGCAGCACCAGCGAAGACUAUCUGUUCCUUGACGUGUGGGCUCCAGCCAACAGCACUGGCAAGAAACUACCGGUGCUGAUGUACAUCUACGGAGGAGGUUUCACCGGUGGUAGCAAGAUUCAGAGCACCCCUGAAGGCCUCUUUGAUUUGUCCAAGGAUUUCAUCUAUGUCGCUGCUAACUAUCGCCUGGGAGUGACGGGUCUGGCUAACGGCCCUACCUUCCAGCACGAGGGAGGUGCCGCGAAUGCUGCCGUCUGGGAUGUCACUCAGGCCCUGGAAUGGGUGCAGAAGUACAUUGGCUCCUUUGGCGGUGAUCCCGACGCGGUCACCCUUUCAGGAUUUUCCGCUGGUGCUUCUCAAGUGAUGUUUCAGUUGACACGAUUCAGUGGCCGUGCGCCUCAACUCUUCAAGGGGGCAUACAUCAUGUCUCCUGGAUAUGUGCCUGGAGCCGGUCACCAUCAAGCUGAAGCUUACUGGCAGAACGUAUCGACUGCAGUCGGCUGCCCAGGCGGAGACAUUACCUGCAUGCGCUCCGUGAACUACACUACCCUGAUGACCAUUGGCAGCGAAGUCGCUAGCAACUACAGCUACCAGCUGCAACCUCGUGUUGACGGAAACAUAGUUGCUGAUACUUACGAGGCACAAUUGUACCAGAAGAACUUCAACUUUAGCGGACCUCUUGUGAUCUCCCAUGAGCGCCACGAAGAAAACAGCCAGAGCUCCAACACCGUCACCAGCGCAGCAGAUAUUGCUGCCGAGCUGCAAAUGUACUUCCCCGCCAUCACCGAUGACGUGAUUGAAGAGAUCCUCGAGCUUUACCCUGCCUCGCAUUACGCCAAUGCAGGUUACCGUCUGUCUGACAUCCGUCAAGGUUUUGACAUGACCGGCAAAAAUUUGGCUCUGACUCAGGCGCUGCAUAACGAGACAUGGAAUGCUAUUGUUAACCUUGGGGAAGCUACACACGGUACGGAUCAGACUUAUUACUGGUAUAGUACUUAUAGUACUGUGCCCGCUAAUGGAUUGACUUCCUCUUCUUCCUCGUCGGUCAAUGUCGCGGUUGCGCGCACCAUGCAAAAGUACCUCCUCUCCUUCGUCCUAACCGGCAACCCCAACACCCUCUGGCCCAACGACAAGAUCUACUGGCCGAAGUAUGGAAAUGCGACGAACACCAUCAACUUCAAUACGACUAUGUCCAUUACUUUCGAUGAUCUUGCCAACGACAAGAGCCUCUUCUGGAAUAAGGCUUUGUGGUACUGA